This is a messenger RNA of Eriocheir sinensis (Chinese mitten crab), 3032 nucleotides long. RefSeq lists its product as uncharacterized. The transcript is spliced from 5 exons. Lineage: Eukaryota; Metazoa; Arthropoda; Malacostraca; Decapoda; Varunidae. The record is from RefSeq and is a predicted model, not a curated record. Bases 1838 to 2884 code for a protein of 348 amino acids.
ACACGAGAGAGAGACAGAGAGAGAGGAGGACGUGGCCGCUCCCUACCCGUGUGUGCGCUUUAACGAGAUGGAGAAAAAAGGAAGAAAAGAAGAUGAAGAAAUGAAAUGAAAGACCAAAGCAGGAAAAGUGAAAGAAAAAAUUAUAUAGAAAAGAAAAUCAUAGAAAAAUAUACAGAAAAAAUAGAAAAAACUGAAAAUAACGAAAAUCACAGAAAAAUAUACAGAAAAAAUAGAAAACCACAGAAAAAAUAACGAAAAUCACAGAAAAUAAACUACAGAAAACCACAGAAAAAACUAUACGGGAAAAUACAAUAUGGAAAAAGUUUGAAAAGUUUACGAAUAAUAAGACAAUCGAUAGAGAAAUACAUGACCUCAAAACGCUGUGAAGACGAGAACAAGAAGAAGAAGAAAUAAAAAAAGCACAGAAAACCACCAAAAAAAUAUACGGAAAAAAAAUAAUCUGGAAAAAGUUUGAAAAGUUUACAAAUAAUAAGACAAUCGAUAGAGAAGUGCAUGUCCUCAAAACACUGUGAAGACGAGAAGAAGAAGAGGAAGAAAUAGUCCUAAUAAAUAAGUCAGAAAGAUUACCGAGAAACUGAGCGAAGAAAAGAAAUAUUGACGAGGUGAAAUCGGAAUCAGAAGUCGAGUGAAGAAAAAUAAACAAAACAAGAAGAAAGAAAAUGAUGAAGCGAGAAAAUUUAGUUCAAGGGUGAGUGAAAACAAUAUGAACAUAGAUAAUUAUUGGCGAAGUAUAAAUAUCGAGUGAAGAAAAAGAAGAAAAUGAUGAAGCGAGAAAAUUUAGUUCAAGGGUGAGUGAAAACAAAAAGAACAUAGAGAAUUAUUGAUUAAGUAUACAUAUGUGAGUUCAAUAUCGAGUGAAGAAAAAGAAGAAAAAAAUAAUGAGUUAAGAAUUGUGUGUCCGAAAAACGGUGAAAACAUGAAUCAAGAAAAAGUAAAAAAAGAAAAUAGUGUUUAAGAAAAGACAAAUAUGAGAAAACCGAAGAAAACAUGUUAAUCCAAAAUAAAGUACAGACGAUAUAAAAGAAAAUAAGAAAACAACAAGUAAAAAAAUUAAAAGCAACACAAAUUUCCAGGUGACAAAAAAAUGAAUGAACGGAAAAUGAUCUAAAAAAACAAUGAAAAGAAGGAAGCAAAAUAAGUUCAAAUUAACAAAAAGAUGAAUAAUAAAAAAAAAAGCAAUACGAGUUCAUGCGAAUAAAAUAAUGUAUAAAAAAAGUAAAAUGAGUUAAAAAGAAAGCAAAGUUGGGGCCUAGGCUAUAGCUGCGCAUUGCCUCGGUGUUCAUCUCCGUCCCAUUGUCUCGUGAGCUUUCUUGUGGGUUGAUUAAAUGACACAAGAUGAGAAUGGCGAAGGAGAGAAAUGCAGGAGGAGAAAAAGAGAGAAGUGGAGAAAGAGAAAAUGAAGAACAGCGACGAAAACUGAUAAUAUUAAGAGAAGAUAAGGAGAAUGAUAGAUAGAGAGAUAAAUUAAGAGAGGGAAAAGGAAAUAGAGGAAGAGAGAAGGACGAAUUAACUAAAGGAGAAGGAGAAAGAGAAGGACAGAUAAAACGGAUGAAAUAAGGAGGAGGAAGGCAGAAAAAGAUAGAUAAGCUAGGAGAUAGAGGAAGAGAGAUAAGCAAAUAAACAAACAAACAAACAAAUAGCCUCUACCCCCUAAAAAAAAACGAAAUCAAAGAAAACGAAAGAAGGGAAAAGAGAAAAUGGGAAACAAAUAACAAAACAAGAAAAAUCGUAAAAUACAGUGUUAAAACGAGAGAGAGAGAGAGAGAGAGAGAGAGAGAGAGAGAGAGAGAGAGAGAGAAUGAACUAGCCUAUCAACAUGGGGGCGGGCAGUGCAAAAGGAGUUAAACAGGAAGAAAACGAGGAUGAGGUAGACUCGUUCUCCUCCGGUUCGAGCGAGAACUGGGAGGAGAGCAACACACCCCCAGCCCCCAAGAAAGCCCCCGCAGCAGCCCCCCCUGGACCCCAUAAACACAAACCCAAGCCCCCCGUGGCCCCUGCGGAACCCCCCUCAACCUCCACCACAACCACCAGCCUCGUGCACAUAGAAAACGGAGAGCCAGCGGAGGAGAAGAAGGGGAAACCGAAGAAGAAGUUUGGGUUCUCUCUUCGGCGGGACCAGACGGAUAAAGUGAACGAUGUCAACAACGACUCCAGCGAUGAGGAGGAGGCGAAGACGGAGAGGAAGGGAGAGAAGGGCAAGGAGAAGAAGAAGGGAGGAGGAGGAGGAGGAGGAGGAGGAGGGUUUAAGCUCUUCAACUGGAGGAAAGACGAGAAGAAGAGUGAGAAAGAUGAGGCGUUGGACCUGGACAUCGAUGACUUAGAGAAGACCUUUGACUCACUGGGAAUCGUUGGGAAGAACAUGUGGUCAGGAGAAGAGGGGAAGAACGGGUCAGACAACACUAAUCCCAACAAACAGACAGAUGGGGAUGACGUUCUUCUCUCCCCCAUGAGGAAGAGAAGGAAUGUCAAAAAAGGAGGAGCUGGGAAGGGAGUGAUGAAUGGGGGAGGGGGACAGUCAGGGGGCUCGAACGCUUCCAAAAGGACCUUCAAGUUUUCGUGGGAGAAGGACAAACAGCAGAAGGCCGCGGCAAAGGACGAGGAGGACGAGUGGGAAUACAAGGCGGUGGUCAUUGAAGGCUUUGACAUCGAGAAGUUCAGGAAAGCAAAUUUAAAGGAAUCCGUGUUUGACAAUAAUAGUCUUCCCAACGUUGUGGGGGGCGAGGACGAGUUCGAGGGAGGAGGAGGAGGAGGAGGAAGAGGAGGAGGAGGAGGAACAGGGGGUAGCAAGGCCUCUUCCCCUCUUCGCUAUGACCAGACUGAGCAAUUCAUCUUGGCCGCUAUCGAGAGGGACUUCACCAACUAACACAAGAGCUUUAACACAAACAAACUAACAAACAUUCCUAAUAUACACUAACAUCGAGACACACUAACAUUAUCUAUCCUAAAUUUCCUUUCCUAUUCUGUUAUUUUUCUUUUCUUUAAUUUCCCUUCCCUUCCUUUCCUUUACCUUC